GGCCACUAUCACCGCCUGGCACCUACCAGAUAUGAAGUAUCGCAGCCCGACAGCGGUGGAGGCCGAGGCGGACCGUCAUCAUUCGCGGCGUGAUUGGCGGCUGUGCCCCUCUUACUGUCGACUCCGAACAUCGGCCGGCAUCUUUUUGUGCCUCGUUCGCCUUCCAUCGAUUUGAGUUCCACACGCGCCUCAUUUAAGCCGAUACCUGCCCUGGCCGAGCACGUCUCACUCUCUUGACCUACUACUCUAUUUUCCUGCACCUACUUUGGGCUUGCCGUGCAACUUCUACCUCACAUAUACAAUAUGCCGUCUGCUGUGAAACCGCCGCAGACCCUGUACGACAAGGUCUUCGAGGACCACAUCGUCGAAGAGAAGGAAGAUGGCACAAUCCUGCUCUAUAUUGACAGACAUCUUGUUCACGAAGUGACAUCACCACAAGCUUUUGAGGGCCUUCGGAAUGCUGGCCGUCGAGUGCGAAGACCGGACUGCACCCUUGCGACAGUCGACCACAAUAUCCCCACCGCGUCGCGGAAAAACCUCACUACGACCGAGAAAUUCAUCGAAGAGACCGACUCGCGAUUACAAUGCAUGACCCUUGAGGAGAACGUCAAGGCCUUCGACCUCACUUACUUCGGCCUCGACGACAAGAGGCAGGGUAUUGUGCACAUCAUCGGACCCGAACAGGGCUUCACGCUCCCCGGUACCACGGUCGUAUGUGGUGAUAGCCACACAUCCACACAUGGCGCUUUUGGUGCCCUCGCCUUUGGCAUUGGUACCAGCGAGGUCGAACACGUUCUAGCCACACAGACCAUCAUCACACAACGGAGCAAGAACAUGAAAGUCCAGGUUGACGGCGAGCUAGGACCUGGCGUUGGCAGCAAGGACAUCAUCUUGCACGUCAUCGGUAAAAUUGGCACGGCCGGAGGAACAGGUGCCGUCAUCGAGUUCUGUGGCUCGGCUAUCCGCGGCUUGAGCAUGGAGGCGCGCAUGUCGAUAUGCAACAUGUCAAUCGAGGGUGGCGCAAGAGCCGGUAUGAUCGCGCCUGAUCAGAUUACUAUCGACUAUCUCAAGGGAAAGCCUCUCGCACCCAAGGUUGACAGCCCGGAGUGGAAGAAGGCAUGCAGUUACUGGCUGGGUCUCAAGUCAGAUGAAGGCGCCAAAUACGACAUUGAGGUUCUGAUUGACGCGAAGGACAUCGCCCCAACUGUAUCUUGGGGUACUUCACCUCAAGAUGUCAUCCCAAUUACUGGUGUAGUACCUGGACCUGAUGACUUCCAAGACGAGGUCAAGAAGCUGGCAUGCGAACGCGCUCUGAAGUACAUGGGUCUGACUGCCGGCACCCCCAUGCAGGAGAUCCCGCUUGACAAGAUCUUCAUCGGAUCUUGCACGAACGCCCGUAUUGAGGACCUGCGGUCAGCUGCCCAAAUUGUUGAAGGCAAGAAGGUGGCUUCCAACAUCAAGCGGGCCAUGAUCGUGCCUGGUUCUGGUCUAGUAAAGAAGCAGGCUGAGGCGGAGGGUCUCGACAAAAUCUUCAGCGAUGCCGGAUUCGAGUGGAGAGAAGCUGGAUGCUCAAUGUGCUUGGGCAUGAACCCCGACAUUCUUUCUCCCGGUGAGCGAUGUGCUUCAACCUCGAACAGAAACUUCGAGGGCCGGCAGGGUGCGGGUGGCCGAACCCACCUCAUGUCACCCGCCAUGGCUGCUGCCGCUGCCAUUGUAGGAAACCUGGCCGAUGUACGGAAACUUGCACCACAAACUUCUGGACAAGCCAAGGGCUCACCGAAGAUUGAGUUAGAUGCGCAAGUCGAGCCUCCUAGCAGCGACGAAGAGUUUGAAAAGAUCAUGGACCUUCCUAGCUCCGGACCUCAGCACACUAGCUCAAAUACUGGUAGCACAGGUGGUGCCUCAGCCGGGAUGCCUAAGUUCGAGACCCUCCGCGGAUACGCAGCACCCAUGGACGUAGCGAACAUUGAUACUGAUGCUAUCAUCCCUAAGCAGUUCCUCAAGACCAUCAAGCGAUCUGGUCUUGGUAGUGCUCUCUUCCAUGCCUGGCGCUACGAGGCCGGCAGUAACAAGGAGGACUCAUCUUUCGUACUGAACAAGGAACCUUACCGCAACUCCAAGAUUCUAGUCUGCACAGGCCCCAACUUUGGCUGCGGCUCAAGUCGUGAACACGCACCCUGGGCGCUCCUCGACUUCGGUAUCAAAUGCAUCAUCGCCCCCUCCUUUGGCGAUAUCUUCUUCAAUAACACGUUCAAGAACGGUAUGCUUCCUAUCCGAAUUACCGACACCGCUGUCCUACAACGCGUCGCCGACGAGGCAAACGCUGGUAAGGAGAUUGAGGUGGACCUACCCAACCAAGUCAUCCGCUCUGCCGACGGAACCGAACUUGCCAAGUUCGAUGUUGAGGAGUUCAGGAAACACUGCCUUGUCAACGGACUGGAUGACAUUGGUCUGACCAUGGCCAACGUUGACAAGAUUGAGAAGCAUGAGCAGAAGCGCACAGCUGUCUGGCCUUGGCUAGAUGGAAGUGGCUUCCUGAAGAGACAUGGACGCGGACCAGUCAAGGUGCAGGCGCAACCUGUGCCAAAGACCAACCGGGGAGAGGCGAUUACCGAACCACUGGAGUGGUAGAUGGUAGAUUACAAGGGUAAAAGUCGGACUUUAGUCAAUCUCUUUGGAGUUUUGUAUAAUCUGGCGAGCGGCUGCUCUGCGGACUUGAAUUAGGGUGUUUCUGUUGGGACCAAGAUAUCAUGUGAAAUGAAAUGACAUAUAUGAAUGUUUUACCUUUUGCACCUGACUGCACUGCACCUGGGCGAUGUGAAGAUUUCGGUAUUUUGCUUUGAUUUGUUCU
Alternaria rosae is the source of this 2851-nucleotide messenger RNA. RefSeq names its product 3-isopropylmalate dehydratase. The record is from RefSeq and is a predicted model, not a curated record. Bases 304 to 2631 code for a protein of 775 amino acids. Gene Ontology annotation, molecular function: 4 iron, 4 sulfur cluster binding; 3-isopropylmalate dehydratase activity. Gene Ontology annotation, cellular component: 3-isopropylmalate dehydratase complex. The transcript is spliced from 4 exons. Gene Ontology annotation, biological process: L-leucine biosynthetic process. NCBI's taxonomy places the organism in Eukaryota, Fungi, Ascomycota, Dothideomycetes, Pleosporales, Pleosporaceae.